Molecule: messenger RNA, 451 nt
Organism: Ananas comosus (pineapple)
Lineage: Eukaryota; Viridiplantae; Streptophyta; Magnoliopsida; Poales; Bromeliaceae
Product: nuclear transcription factor Y subunit C-6-like
Exons: 1
Coding region: 5-451 (148 amino acids)
Biological process (GO): regulation of DNA-templated transcription
Cellular component (GO): nucleus
Molecular function (GO): DNA-binding transcription activator activity, RNA polymerase II-specific; protein heterodimerization activity
Source: RefSeq, a predicted model, not a curated record
CGCAAUGGAUCCGAGCGGCGACGGAUCCCCUCCUCCUCCUCCUCCGGCGAUCGUCGGCGCCGCCGCGGUGGUGCCGUACGCGCCGUUCCCAGCUCCGCCGCCGCCGAGGGAGGCGUUCUGGGCGGAGCAGUGGCGGGAGGUGGAGCGCACGGUGGACGUGAGGGAGCACAUCCUCCCCCUGGCCCGGAUCAAGCGCAUCAUGAAGGCCGACGAGGACGUGAGGAUGGUCGCGGCCGAGGCGCCCGCCCUGUUCGCGCGCGCCUGCGAGAUGUUCAUCGUCGACCUCACCUUCCGCGCCUGGGCCCACGCGCACGAGAACCGCCGCCGCACCCUGCAGAGGGCCGACGUCGCCGUCGCCGUCGCCCGCACCGACGUCUUCGACUUCCUCCUCGACGUCGUCUCGCUCCACGACCACCCCGCCCCCUACGCCGACUACUACAUCCACCCGUAG